UGUGUGUGUGUGAGUGAGUGUGUGACGUAUGGAGCUGAAAUGGUGUAAUCAGUAAUGUUAAUGUGGUGCCGUUUGGACACUUCUGAUUAGAUGCAGAAGUUUUAGUAUUGAGUGAAAUUAAGCUGCCAUGCCAAAGUGAAUUAAAAUGAUUUUGGAGUUUUGCUGGUGUACAGUGAUAAUUGCAUCGGCCGUCUGUGCUGACACUGAUAUGACGGCCGCAUUAAGGAGAUUUAGCCAACCUCCUCUCUGGUCACUUCUUUGUCCAACCCUCAGUGCUCUGUGUCUUUGCCUCCACUGCAGAGUCACAGCAGCUUGUAUCACCUAAUUCAAUAAAUGUGAAUGAACUACAAUGAACAGCAUUUUCAUCUAGGUGUUAGAUUAAUUUUAAAUGUGAUUUGUCAGGAUACAGCAGUAAUGUUGUUUAUUUGCAGAUUAAGUGAGAUAAAACUUAAAGCUGCUCUGGGAUGGAAUCAUUUAGUAUAAUCAACAAAAUCUUAUUUCAUAUCCUUGAACUUCGAGGCACUCAUCACGGGACCAGAGGCUGUAACAGAAGUCUAAGAGCUUCGUGUAGUCGUAUUGAAAAUGCAUAUGUAGCUUUGACCUGCAGGUUACACAGUGGCACGGCUAUCGUUCUGUCAUACUUAUUUUACCAUAGUACAAAUCCAUGUUAAGUGCUAUGUGUUUACACUCUGACUCUGAGAGAUCAACAAGGACAAUGGGAGCUGUAGGACAAUCGAUAUAUGUCAGCCCCACCUUAGUGGUCUCGUAUGUAGUACGAUGUUAAAUGAAUAUGAUAGAUGGUGAUUUCACUGUUUUUGACCUUUUGUGCCUUCUUUACCAUCCAGUCACAUUUAUGAUGUAAGGUGAUGUUGUACGAGAUGAUUGCUUUUUAAAAAUAUAUGGAUAGGAGAGAGAGAAAGUGAGAUAUAUAGAUGUAUAAAGAUUAUAUCUGUAUACCUCUGUCUAUAUAGAGAGAUCUAGAGAUAGAUAUAGAUAUCUAAAUACAUAGAUAUGCUAGAGAUGUAGAUGGAGAGCGAUAGAGGUCUAGAGAUAUAAAGAAAGGCAGAUAUAGAUAUCUAUAUGUGUCUAUAUAGCUCUAUAGAGAGAGAGAUCGAUCUAUCUAUGCUAUUUCUGUUCACCUUAAAAUUCUUUACAUCACAAUUUUCUUGCAGAUUAGCCUAAUAGCGCCUGUAUUUCUCUGAAAGGACUCGUGUACCAACCCAAACCUGGCUUCUUCACCUAAGCUGUCACCUUCACCUGCCUGCUGCUGUACUCAUGUUUAAAAAUACCAUUUGCAGGGUUCUAUUUGUAAGAGGUAGAACAAAGUAGUUGUUGCUACUUUAUUUUUGUUCUGUGCUUUUUGCAUAUUUACAUGAGAGUUGUAGGAGAUGAAGUGAUUAAUCGGUGUCUUGAAUGUAAUGGCGAACAGCCUGCCACUUUCUUUACCGUGCUCUGGAUAAACCACCAGGCCAAACACCUUUUAAUGUAGAUAUAAACUCCCUGCUUAUGCUGGUACAUUGCUGUUUAGACUGAAAUCAGCAGGAGCCCAGGCAUGGAGGAGGGAGGGAUGCUGGGAAGCAGUGAAAGGUGAAUCAGCCUCCACCUUUGUUUCCAAGUGGCCCCGCUGGCUUUGUUUUGGAGCAGAAUGAAUUAUUAACGGUGGCCUUCUGGUCGUGUUUUUCAUCAGUGUCCACCUCCAAAGGUAAAGAGUGCUGUGAUGAGAGAUCUCCAUUGACUGGCUCCUCCCAUAGUGACAGCACAACUGUCUACCUGAACUUCACUUGAUCUAUUUUUGUUCUUUUUUUUUUAGUUUAUUGACCUGUUUCAGUAGAAACUAGUCUCAUUUUGACUCGAGCAUGCUGACUUCUAUAUUUAGUCAAAUUGUAACACUUUUCUAGAGUAGGGCUAACAACAUAGUGUUACCAAAUAAAUACUGCAUUCUGUAUGAUGUUAUUUCCCACUGCCUGUCUUUGCAACCUUAAGUCAAAGUUAAUUGUGGUGCACUUUUUGAUAGAUGUGCGUGUUGCUCUCUCAAAGAUUAUUAGUUGAGUAAUGUAAGGUAGGACUUGAUGUCACCUUAAAAAUGAGGGUUUAGACAUUACGCUACUAUUAAAGUCAAACAGUAAAAUUGAUUUAAUAAUCAUGAAUGAUGUCAUAGUUUAUAGAUUUUAAUUAUUGACUAAUAUAAACAGAAAUAUUUAGCUACAAUGAGAAACUCUUAAGUUCUGUUUUGAUGCCAUGAGCUAUAAUCUGUUCGAAGUCAUCAAGUCUGUGCACGCCUUUCUUCAGCUUUUAUGUCCUGUCAUAAGCUGCUGCAUUACUGAAGAAAUGAAAUCGCAGGAGCUCCUAUUAUUAUAAGAUCAUACACAUUUACCAUUAUAUCUGAAUAGCAGUUUUUCUUGAAGGUGCGUUCCCCCAGUUUUAUUCAGGUGAUGCAUUUGUUUGUUCUUUCGCUCUGUGUGGGUUUGGCCUAUUGUAGAUUUUUAUUAUUAUUUUUUUUAAUAUAACAGUCUCCAAAAACUCAUAUUGAGCUGGCUCAUAUACUUCACAGUAACCGUGCUCUCUCGCUGACUUAUUUCAGUCCAUGCCGUGGUCGCUCCUUUCAGACCUUAAUGUGCAUCAGUUUGUUUUCCAGAGUAAUUAAAGUUGUUUUCUAGAUAAGUGCAGUGUAACAACUGUCAAAAUGACCACUCCUCAAUGACUUUAAUUGUUUCUCUGAGUUAAAAACAAAUCAGUAAUAUUAACAAAGUUUCAGUUUUGUAUGCACGAUGUUGGCCAGUUUCUUUCCAUCCACUCUUUAGAUGAGCCAAUUUACUGUCACUUGAUCCCUUUCAGGAUGCUCCCAACUGGCUGAAAUACCUGGCAACUGUAACUAAGGGGCAGAGAUAAGUGUGCUAAGCUGUUGGUAAAUAAAGAAAAGAAACAUGAAGAACCUGGAGUCUGUUUGGAUAAUGCAGAAGAUGCAUUUUCCAAUCAUUAAGAUGUUUCUUAUCAUACUGGAGGGACCAUUUUCAAAAAAAAGACCGGGACUCCGACUGGGACUUUUCUUCUCUUUAUGCUGCUAGAGUGGAUUCCCUUUUGUUGUACCGUCAGUGUUUUGUUCAGGCGACAGACGUACUGAGAGAAGAGUUGGAGGCGCUGCUAUAGGACCCCCUCCACAACACUUGAAAGGACUAAGGCAACUUGGAAAAUCUGCGGCUGCAUUAAGCACUUGAGGACAGGGUCCCGAGCCCUUCUAGGUGCUGCCAGAUUUUCAAGAAUACCACAAUGAAAAUGGAAGUGUCGAGUUUUGUUGGAUAAAUAAGCCGACUGUCGAUUCAUUCCCAAAGCCCUCUCUGCAAGUGUCUGCGACAGGAUUGCUGUGGAGUCAAAGUGAUUGGAGCGCUGAGUUAUUCAGGUGGCCUCUCAUUUCUCCUGGAAAGUCCUCACGUCUGCCUGCAUGGGAGUCUGACAUCAAACACUUUCAUCAGCCGCUCGACUCUUACGUUGGUUUGUCUUUUUCACAACUUGCAGUCCAGAACACUGAGAGGCAAGUUUGCACAUUUGGAUUUAAACUUCACAUUGUUGGCAGACGUCAUCUGGACGUUGGGAUGCUUUACCUCAUGCUGCCUAGGGAUGCCUUGUAAACACAUUUUCCCUCACCACCGUGUGCGCUGAGAGAGCUGUGACAUUAUCUCCCGCGGAGAUCCCAUGUUGUUCUAGCCCGUGUCUGUGUUUUGAUUCAGACAAUAGCUGGGCAUACACGGGCUCCAGACACUGACCGGAGGACCACCAAAAUAAGGGAAGCCUGCAGUUACAUAGUAAACACUCUGGCACACAGUGAAACUUUGGAUUGUAAUAAAGGUUUGAUUUAAACAAAUGUAUUUAAUUAUACAUCGAGAGAGACGCUGAUGUUUUAAUUAAACAUAGCGAUCACCCAAAAUGUGUUUUGGAGCCACAACGGCACCCAGAAAAUCUCAGCUGUUCUGGAGGAGUGGAAUAGAAACAACAUGCUCCAUAUUUGUUUGAGCUCUUUAGUGAAGUGAGUGGAGCAUUGGACUCUGUGCUUUAACCUUGUGUGAUUUCCUCCCUCGCAUCAUCUUUGCUCUCUGCCCUUGCGAGGACACCUCCUGCCCUCAGCCUCCUGGUGGCAACUCUCAUUUAAAUCAGACGAUGAGGCCACCGACUGCAAGGCAAAGCGGCAAAUAAGCUCACCGCUGGGAUACGUGCUGGCCGAAGCUUUAGGUUUACUGAGGGAAUGCACCUUUCUUCGUACUACUGACCGCUGCCCACCCACUACUUUCACUGACCAUGCAUUAUUGGAAAGGAGAGCCGAACGGGUUGUCCUACGCUGCUGGCAGCUGCAUUGAUUUUCCUCCAGUCUGCGUUCAUUUGAUCGAGGCCCAGCAGCGAUAUGAGAGUAAGGCGAACGAGAGCGUGGGCACGCUAGGGAGGAUAUUGAGCUCUGUGAACUGAGAUUGGCUGCAGACGCCUGGCAAAAAACAGGAGGGAGACGGGCCGAUCUCCAAUUUCGACCCAGCUGCCUUUAUGGGUGACACGCCGCAGUCCUGACCCACCUGGACGGCACCCAGAACAAUGAACCAGUCUGAACUGACGACAGACCCUUCGAUCACUGCCAACAUCAGCCAUGGAGACUCCUUUCCUGGCAGGGCCUCGAACCACUCCUGUCCCUUGGGCUGGGGGCUGAAUGGAGGCCUGGAUGCUUGUAUUCUGGAGACCGCUGUCAUCGUGCUGCUAACUGUACUAAUUAUUGCUGGGAACUUGACGGUGAUCUUUGUGUUCCACUGUGCCCCUCUGCUGCACCACUACACCACCAGCUACUUCAUCCAGACCAUGGCCUACGCCGAUCUGCUGGUGGGGCUCAGCUGCUUGGUUCCCACCCUGUCGUUACUCCACUACCCAACCAGUGUCCAGGAGCCAGUCACAUGCCAAGUUUUCAGCUAUGUCAUCUCUGUUCUGAAGAGUGUUUCAAUGGCCUGCUUGGCCUGUAUCAGUGUGGACCGGUACCUGGCUAUAACGAAGCCGCUGUCCUACAACCAGCUGGUGACUCCGUGCCGUCUACGAGGCUGCAUCACUCUCAUCUGGGUCUAUUCCAGCCUGAUUUUCUCGCCCUCCUUCUUUGGUUGGGGUAAGCCGGGCUAUCACGGGGAUAUUUUUGAGUGGUGCGCACACUCUUGGCCCACCUCCGCCCUCUUCACAGGCUUUGUGGUGUGCUUGCUCUAUGCGCCUGCUGCCCUUGUGGUCUGCUUUACCUAUUACCACAUCUUCCGCAUUUGUCAGCAACACAACAGGGAGAUCAGCGAACGACGUGCACGUUUUCCCAGCCAGGAGAUGGAGGCCGGUGAAGGGAAUGGUGGCGGGCAUCAUGGGGGGCACGGGCCGGAUCGGCGCUACGCGAUGGUACUCUUUCGCAUUACCAGUGUUUUCUAUAUGCUUUGGCUGCCCUACAUAAUCUACUUUCUUCUAGAAAGCUCCCACGUGCUGGACAGCCCUGCCCUCUCCUUCAUAACAACUUGGCUGGCCAUUAGCAACAGCUUUUGCAACUGUGUCAUCUACAGCCUGUCUAAUAGUGUGUUCCGGCUGGGCAUGCGUAGGCUCUCGCAGACCAUUUGCUCCUUCAGCCACUGUGCUGCAGAUGACCGGGACUUUGGCGAGCCUAAACCAAGAAAGAGGGCAAACUCGUGCUCCAUCUGAAGCCAUGUCUCCUACAGGAUGAGGAAAUACGAAUCCCAGCAUGCUUAGCAGCUAGUUAACUCGUAGUUAAAUUGGCAGGGCUCAGUGGAUAACUGUAUCAACCUUUUUAGCUGAUAACUGUGACAUUAUCUUGGGCACUGGUAAUUGCAUUAAAAGCCUUUCAAGGAGAUGAAUGCAGCAUCUCAACUGAGAUUUCAAGUGAAAUGGGCGCUCUGUGGUGGCUUUUACUCUACAUUACAGCGAAGGCUCUCUUAGCCUUUACAUCUCUGUGCACAUCAUCAAUGAGAUCGGAUCUACCGGAAAGACAAAACUGUAAAUGCCAAAACAUUCAUAGAUAUCUCCUCACAAAUCAAAUGUGACCAUGCCGUUUCAUGUCUGUUAACCUUUGCUAGUGGUUGUGAUUCAGAGCAACCGUCUAAUGGAUGUCUUCAUGCUCUUUGUGUCUGUCAUCAGUAGAUACAGUGUAAUCUACAGUAGUGCUCACAAACCUGUUUAAAGGUUCUAAGUGGAUAUUAGACGUAUCCAUAUAAAUGUUACACAUACGACAGUGACAGCAGCCAGUGUGCUGCUGUGACAAAUAAGACGGUAUAUGGCUUUGACUGUUUUCAAGAAGGAAGUGAGCAGAUGGAGUUAUGUCAGGUGUCCCCCCCGCCCC
Oreochromis niloticus (Nile tilapia) is the source of this 6349-nucleotide messenger RNA. It is a transcript of the gene gpr52, whose product is annotated as G protein-coupled receptor 52. The coding region runs from base 4576 to 5694 and encodes 372 amino acids. Gene Ontology annotation, molecular function: G protein-coupled receptor activity. The record is from RefSeq and is a predicted model, not a curated record. Gene Ontology annotation, cellular component: membrane. Lineage: Eukaryota; Metazoa; Chordata; Actinopteri; Cichliformes; Cichlidae. The transcript has 2 exons. Gene Ontology annotation, biological process: G protein-coupled receptor signaling pathway.